Sphaeramia orbicularis (orbiculate cardinalfish) is the source of this 1989-nucleotide messenger RNA. It is a transcript of the gene ap5m1, whose product is annotated as adaptor related protein complex 5 subunit mu 1. The coding region runs from base 144 to 1619 and encodes 491 amino acids. Gene Ontology annotation, cellular component: late endosome; cytosol; lysosome. The record is from RefSeq and is a predicted model, not a curated record. Gene Ontology annotation, biological process: endosomal transport. The transcript has 8 exons. NCBI's taxonomy places the organism in Eukaryota, Metazoa, Chordata, Actinopteri, Kurtiformes, Apogonidae.
GGAAAAGGAAGGAAACAUGUCGUAGUCGUUAGAUUCAUCAUUCGUGCAGUAAGGAAAUUGGUUAUCAAAUGAUAGUAUGAAAGUGAUAAAAUGCUGUAAGACACACGUUUCCAUAAUUUGAGAACUCCGGUGCAUCUGGGCUAAUGAGUAUACGUGCUUUAUGGGUAAUUUCCCUCGACAAGGGGGAACAUGUAUCAGUUCGCUUUUCAAGGAUGUUUUCCACUGUGGAGCACCGUGCAAAGAGACUGGCAGGUUCGUCUUAUGUGUCGGUCCCAGAGGAGGACACUGUGCUGCAGCUCCUGCUCACUGAGCUGGGACUGUCAGACCCAGACAAGCCCUAUGCAGCUUUGAGGGAUGACUGCCUUCACUGUCAGCGCUCUCCAGCCCUGGAACUGCGUGUGGAUGGUCGUGACAAGGGCUUACUUUGGCCAGUGUUGGCCAUCGCACAAGGCCCUCUGAUCCUAGCUUGCCUCCCUUUGGUGGAUGUCCCCUCUGAGCCACGGCCACCUCUGGCAAGCCUACUGUCAGUCUCCAAGGGUCUCACUCUCCUCGCAGGCCUACAGACUUUUCUUCUUGGUUCUGGGGGUAAACCUGAUAGUGAGGGGCUGGCCUCUCGCCUUUCAAUGCUUCCUAAUGUACUCCUGCAGAUAUGUCCACUAGGAACACCUCUGGAUGUCCCAUCUCUCGGGGCUCCUGUGGCAUCCACUGUGCCCACACCAGCUGGAAACCAAAAGCAGCCAGCUUGGAAAACAGGGCUACACCGUGGUCGAGCUGUGGUAAACGUAGCUGUGGUAGAGGUGGUACGCUCUAUGCAAUAUGGGAACCGCAGCAGACAAGAUCUGUGGGAUGUGUAUGGCACUGUGACAUGCAAAUGUGAGGUGGAGGGGGUGCUACCAAAUGUGACAGUGACCCUCACGCUGCCACCCAAUGGUUCUCCACUGCAAGACAUUUUAGUUCAUCCCUGUGUCACUUCACUGGACUCUAGUAUUCUUACUGCCAGCAGUGUAGAUAACUGUGAUGGUUCUGCUUUCUCUGGACCGUAUAAAUUCCCCUUCUCUCCACCUCUGGAGCCUUUUAGACUGUGCAGCUAUACCUCUCAGGUUCCUGUGCCACCCAUCCUUGGUUCAUAUCAGCUAAAGAAUGAAGAGAACCAGCUCCUUGUGUCAGCAACCCUCAAGCUUCAUGAGAGUGUGAAGAACAGUUUUGAGUACUGUGAAGCACACCUGCCCUUUUUCAACAGAGACCAGAUGGGCAUUGUAGAUAUGAAGGUGAACUCCGGACAAUUAGACGUCUCUAAGGAGAAGAACCUGCUGGUGUGGAUCCUUGGACAAAAGUUUCCUAAAUCACGUGAGGUCACAUUGGAGGGAAAGAUCACCUUUUCAGGACCAUUGCCAGGACCUACCGACCCCCUUUGCACAGAACUUACAGCCUACAUUAAAUUAUAUUUCAAAGUGCCUGAUCUGACACUGUCUGGGUGCUGUGUGGACCAACAUUCAGUGCAGGUUUAUUCAUCUGCCAAACCACGGAUUGUAACAUCCCGAGAACUUCAAUCCAAGGAAUACUUCAUAUGGAAUUCAACCGGUGCUGCUCCGGUGUCUUCAGGACAGAUGAUGCUGUAGUUUGGACAACACAGAAAUGGGACUUACUAUCCUGUCCAGCAUUUCCAGUGACUAGGUUUUGAUAUUGUUCAAUAAUGUUGGACACUGUUAUAGAUACUGACAACUUGGCUUGAAUAUCACUUCCUGAAUGAUAGUUUGUUUCUAUACCAAUUUCUCAUUUUAACAAAACACCAAAACUACAUAUGACAAUACAAAUCUUUAAUUUUGUUUUUCAGCUACUUGGUAUUUUACAGUAUUUUUAGACACAACAUAUAAUUGUGCAAUAUAUGGUUUGUCUGUUUUUCCAGUUAAAGCAGUGGUAUAACAAAAAUAAACCUCUUUACCAUGAUAAGUUGUCUGCAUGUGAGCUACAUGUACUGAUGCUGAAGAU